Messenger RNA from Cucurbitaria berberidis CBS 394.84, 1641 nucleotides. RefSeq names its product O-methyltransferase. Gene Ontology annotation, molecular function: O-methyltransferase activity. NCBI's taxonomy places the organism in Eukaryota, Fungi, Ascomycota, Dothideomycetes, Pleosporales, Cucurbitariaceae. The transcript has 3 exons. Bases 77 to 1288 code for a protein of 403 amino acids. The record is from RefSeq and is a predicted model, not a curated record.
CGCCAAUCCGUCACUUGCUGACAGCUGCUCUUUUCCAAUAACAGCCACCAUCUUCACUCUUGAGAUCCAGAAUAGAAUGGCUUCCUCUCCCCCAUCCGCGACGACUCUUUCGCUUCUUGAUAAGAUCGCCGACCUCAGUGACGGACUGAAGAAUGGCCGCCAGGGAGCGAGAGAGGGCCUGCUCGACGCUUGUACGAGCCUCGUCUCCGAGAUUAGCAACCCCUCGGAGAUGAUGCUGCGCUUGUUGUGGUCGCAGCCAGCACAUAUCAGUGUGCUUUGGAUGGCCGUAGAAAUCAAGCUCUUCCAGGCCAUGGAGUCUAGUCCAGAGUCUGGGGAAAUCGUGACAGACAUUGCGAAAAAGUGCGACAAUAACGUGGACCCAGUCUUGGUUGGCCGCAUGCUUCGACAUCUCGCUGCCAUGGGCACCGUUCGCGAGACGGGCCCUCAUACAUAUGCGCUUACUCCAAUUUCGAGAGCAUUUGCCGAGCCUGCGUACCAGGACUCCAUUCUGUACAUUGCAGACAACUUUGCGCCAGUACAUCAAACUUUGCCUGCGUAUUUCCGAGAGAACAACUUCAAAUCCCCAGGGUCGGGUGUCGACGGCCCGUUUCAGUAUGCCUACAAUUGCAAGGGAACCCACUAUUUUGAGUGGUUCCAAAAGCGUGAUCCCGAGAUGGGACGGCGAUUUGCCAGCAUGAUGGAGACUUGGAGUAGAGGGCGACCGCGUUGGUUCUAUGAGGAGUACUACCCGGUCAACGAGCGGCUGAUUAGCGGCGCCGAGAAGGAUACUCCUUUCCUAGUCGACGUUGGAGGCGGCUCAGGCCACGACGUCGAGGGCCUAAGGGAGGCCUUUGAGGGCCAGCUUCCGGGCAAACUCGUGCUGCAGGACAGACCAGAGAUCAUUGACAUUGCGAAAAUUGGCGCUGGCGUCGAGGGCAUGGCACACGACUUCCUGACCGAGCAACCCGUGAAGGGCGCACGGGCAUACUACUUGCACUCCAUCAUACAGGAUUGGAACAACGAAGUGAACACGCAAAUACUGAAGGCCAUUGUGCCUGCCAUGAAGAAGGGCUACUCCAAGGUUCUGGUGAACGAUUUUGUCGUACCGAAUCAAGGCGCGCACUGGGCGCAAACUUGUCUUGAUUGGGAGCUCAUGGCAAGUCUCGGAGCUCGUCAUAGGACGGAAACAGAGCAUCGACAGCUGUACGAAGGCGCAGGUCUAAAGAUUACCGGCAUAUUUCAGCACCCGAAUAGUCUUGAUUCUUUGAUUGAGCUUGAGCUUGCUUAGCAUGGGUCACUUUAGGAUAUUCGUUACUAAAUCCGGUUGACAUGAGAAGCUAUCACAACUGUGUAUACUGUUUCCCAUUCAUGAGAUCAGCGUUAUGUCCUUACGAGGAACGAAGAACGAUGACGAAUGAGAGACACUAUCGAGCUCUUACAUGGGCCAGCUGCACGACACUGUGAACGCAUGAAUGCUAUGGCAACGGAGAGGGUGAGUGGUCCACACAAUGUCAGCACAUUGUGAAGUGACAGGCUAGAACCCCCCAAGGCACAACCUCCAGAUGGAACCCAGGUCCUCAUAAGCUCUGUUCCACAGACCAAUUAGAUCUCACAAAGAACUGCAAUCCAUCGCCAUGACCU